Rattus rattus (black rat) is the source of this 2846-nucleotide messenger RNA. RefSeq names its product transmembrane protein 108 (gene Tmem108). NCBI's taxonomy places the organism in Eukaryota, Metazoa, Chordata, Mammalia, Rodentia, Muridae. Gene Ontology annotation, biological process: retrograde axonal transport; postsynaptic density organization; dendrite extension. The transcript has 6 exons. The coding region runs from base 795 to 2621 and encodes 608 amino acids. Gene Ontology annotation, cellular component: early endosome; postsynaptic density; axon. The record is from RefSeq and is a predicted model, not a curated record.
UUCAUCUCUCUUUUAAAUCCAGAGCUCUUGCAUUUGGCUGUCUUGGCUUGCCAGCAAACCCCCAGCAUCCCCCUGCCUCAGACUCCCCAUUGCUGUGUGUGUGCUACCCUGACUGGCUUUUUAAUGUGAGUCCUAGAGAGCAAACUCAGGUCCGCUUCACCACCUAACCAUCUCCCAGCCCCUAAACCUGCUUUUCUGAAUGGAGUCAGCUUUAGAUAUUCUGACUCUUUUGUGUAGCUAAGAAUGAGGGUGAUCUGGAGUUCUAUAAGAACCCUGGAGCUACCUGGGGUCCUCAGCAUGGAAUUGUCGAUGUUCAACACAUUGCCUUGAGCCUGCGGAUAUCUUCUUACCUUGGGACAAGAGCAAGGUUCCAGGUUGGCCAACACCAUUGUGCUCUCUAGGCCAGUGCUCGGUGAGGCCUGUGUGAUAGCCCUCCUUUUCACAGCUAACCAAGCAGCUCCUAAGGGUGUGUUAAAAGAUAAGAGGGGAAGGAAGCCAAUCCCCAUGCAAAGGGCUGGAGCAGGCUAGUAGUUGCUAGGCAAGAGAAAGUAAUUCAGAGUCCUUGCCAAGUGCCUGCCUUGCAAACAGGGAAACUUCCAUGGAAGGGAGUGAGGUGGGGGUGCUUGCUGGUUGCCAUAGGAAUGUCUCCAUGAUUGGAACCAGACCACAGAGUGGGGAGAACAAGCCGGCAGCACCCAUGGUUCUUUCAGCUUGGGAAUGGAAGCACACGGUGGGCGGUGGAGCCAAGGCAGAAUCAUGAAUAAACUGGAGGACAAGCAGGACCAGAUGAUACCAUGAAGAGAAGUUUACAGGCCCUCUAUUGCCAACUGUUAAAGACUGUGUUCUGGGAAGCAGUUCCCAGUGGAGUCAUGGACCUCAUCAGUCUGGCUGUUGAACCCGUGAUCUCCGGACAUUUCUGGAAGCCACCAGGCUUUCUCCUAACCUUGGCACUGACCAAAGCACUGGUACUCGCCGUCCAGGGACCAUCUCCCAGGGAAUCUCUGCAGACCCUCCCCUCAGGCAGCAGCCCCCCAGGCACCAUGGUGACAGCAACUCACAGCCCUACCAGACUCUCCUCUGUGAUGACCCUGAGCCCUAAACCUGAUGGCCCCUCAUCACAGGCUGCAGCUACUAUGGAAACGACAGUAUCUCAUCCAGAAGGGCACCCUCCUACAGACACUGUGUCCACAGUGAUGGUGACAGCUGCCGUCCCCCAUCCUGAAAGCCCUCUGCCCACAGGUUCCCCUCCAGCUGCCAUGGCAACCACAUCGUCCCACUCAGAGAGCCGCCCCCCAGGGGAUGCUGCCCCCGCCGCCACCACCCUGCCAACAAAGCCAGCAGGAACCACCAGCCGCCCCACAGUGUCCCCACGGGCCCCAACUCGUAGGCCCCCCAGACCCCCAGGCUCUUCCAGGAAGGGGACUGGUGGUUCGUCUCGCACUUUCCCACCUGUACCUGGCGGCCACUCAGCAAGGAAGGAAAGCCAGAGGGGACGAAAUCAGAGCUCAACACAUCUGGGGCCGAAGCGUCCUCUGGGGAAGAUAUUCCAAAUCUACAAAGGUAACUUUACGGGGUCUGUAGAGCCAGACCCCUCUGCUCUCACUCCCAGGACCCCACUCGGGGGCUACUUCUCUUCGACACAGCCUCAGACAGUAUCUCCAGCUACAGGACCCAGAAGCACCUCGUGGGUGCCCCCCACAACUUCCCUGGUACCUGCAACGGACAAGCCAGACCUUACCAGAGCCAACCAGGGGAGUGGCCCCACAUUUACCAGCCCAGGAGGGGAGCCAGAUGCCACAGCAGCUUCAGGUGCCCCUGCCAGUACACAGCCCGCCCCAGUGCCUUCUCAGAGCCCUCAUGGUGACGUGCAAGACAGCUCCAGCCACAGUGACUCUUGGCUUGCUGUCACCCCUGACACUGACAGACCCACGUCUGCCAGCUCCGGGGUCUUCACGGCUGCCACAGGGCCCACCCAGGCUGCCUUCGAUGCCAGUGUCUCAGCCCCUCCCCCGGGCAUCCCUCAGGGACCAUCUGCAACCCCUCCGGCCCCAGCCUGGCCCUCUGGGGUCUCAGAAAGCAUUGUUUCUCCAGCCAAGGAGGAGGCUGAGGCCUUCCCCACAACCACCGACAGGGGGCCCAGACCGCUUUCCACAGUGCCGUCUACAGCCACGGGCAACUUCCUCAACCGCCUGGUCCCCGCGGGGACCUGGAAGCCGGGAACUGUGGCCAACAUCUCCCAUGUGGCUGAAGGGGACAAGCCCCAGCACAGAGCCACCAUCUGCCUGAGCAAGAUGGAUAUUGCCUGGGUCAUCUUGGCCAUCAGCGUGCCCAUCUCUUCCUGCUCCGUCCUGUUGACAGUGUGCUGUAUGAGAAGGAAGAAGAAGACGGCCAACCCUGAGAACAACCUGAGCUACUGGAACAACGCCAUCACCAUGGACUACUUCAACAGACAUGCAGUGGAGCUCCCGAGGGAGAUCCAGUCCCUAGAGACCUCAGAGGACCAGCUCUCAGAGCCCCGCUCCCCAGCCAAUGGCGACUACCGAGACACUGGGAUGGUCCUCGUGAACCCCUUCUGCCAGGAAACACUGUUCAUGGGAAACGACCAAGUUUCUGAGAUCUAGAUGCAGCAGCCUCCGCUUUGCCACUCCCUAUUUUUGUCCCUAAAAUUAUAAAUAUACAAAUAUAUAUAUUAUAAAUAUAACCUUUGUGUAACCCCGACUUAAUAAGAGACAUUUUCAGCUUUUUUUCUUAAGAAUUGUCAACAUCUUUUUUACAAGUGUGGUUUAAAAAAAAAAAUUUACAGAACGACCCCAUGGCUUUAUAAAAUAAAGGUAUUUCUAAGCAAA